AAGCAGCAAGCAGCUCUCAUUCCCGGCGGGCCAUGGCCAUGGCGAGAACUGCCCGGAGCCGGAAGGCGCUUCUUCCGGCCCUCGCCCUCGGGGUGCUUGGCUGCGCCUUUGUCGCGCCAGUUGAGAGGUCGGCAGUGCGCCGGCUUCUUCUUGCGGGUCACCUGGGCAUGCUCCCGUCCGCAGCAAAUGCCCAGGAGAAAGGGUACCAAGAGGCUUCGAUUCGAAUUGGCUCGAGCUUCCAGGUCUUGUACGAUGGGGCCAUACCCAAUGACGACUUUUUCGUGAGCCCUGGGUUGGCCGACUUCGGGACAGACCCUUUGUCGAGUCCAAAGGUUUUGUUUGUGAAGCCCACCAGCAAGGCCUAUGCUCAGGGCCUCCGAGUUGGCGAUGAGCUGAAAUAUAUGUCGAAGAUCGGCAUCCCCGGCAUGUACUCGGAGGGUCAGAUCCGCAAGAUGCGGGAUGUGGACAAGGAGAUCAAGCGAGCCUCCAACGCGAGCUCGCUCUUUGGCUAUGAGAAGCUUGGGAUGGAGGUGGGCCCAGGGCUGUACAUGGAGUUCAAGGCGAAUGGCGUCGUUCAGCCUGGAGAGCAAGCGCCAGACUUCAAGCUUCCCGCCAGCAGCGGCGGUCAGUUGGCGCUCUCCGAGCUUCUGGCGGGCAACGAGUUUUUGGUGGUUUUCUUCCGGCCCUCCAGUCGCUUCAGAGGCGGUGACCUUCAGGAGGUCCAGCUCUUCAACCGCGCGCAGAAGGAUCUGGCGGCGCGAGGAGCGACGGUGGUCGGGAUUCAGAUGGAGCCCAUCACAGCGCUGAUGACGCAGGCCAACGCCAUGGACCUGGGCUUCCCGAUGCUCUGCGACUUUGACGGCUCCGUGGCCCGGGCCUACGGCGCCUACCUGGAGCUCGAGGAGCAAGGCCCCAACACAGACCGGAAAACCUUCAUCAUCGGGAAGGAUGGCAAAGUGAAGACCUCCUUCGUGGACGUGGGCUACGAUGCGGACAAGAAGAGGCUGAAGGCCCAUGUGGCAGAUGUGGUCCGCGUGCUCGGCGGAGAUCCUCAGAAAGCCCUCCAGGCCAUGCAGCCGAAGUCGAAGUCCGUGGGCGAGAUGUUGGACAUCGCCGUGGGCCGCGCGCCGCCCUCCCCGCGGAUCCGCUAGGUGCGGAUUGGUGAUGGAUUGAAAUGUUUAACUGUAGAGAUCUGAGCUUUUUGAUGCCCAGGAUGCCGCUUCGCCAGUGCUUUCGGGC
This is a messenger RNA of Effrenium voratum, 1239 nucleotides long. The record is from the annotation of a GenBank genome assembly. Lineage: Eukaryota; Dinophyceae; Suessiales; Symbiodiniaceae.